This is a messenger RNA of Volvox carteri f. nagariensis, 486 nucleotides long. RefSeq lists its product as uncharacterized. The record is from RefSeq and is a predicted model, not a curated record. Bases 1 to 486 code for a protein of 161 amino acids. Gene Ontology annotation, molecular function: heme binding; oxygen binding. The transcript has 4 exons. Lineage: Eukaryota; Viridiplantae; Chlorophyta; Chlorophyceae; Chlamydomonadales; Volvocaceae.
AUGACCGCAAGAGCUACACUCCAUGCGAAGUUGGGAGGCGCGGCUGCCGUGGCAGCCACGGUCGACAUAUUUUACAAAAAGUUAAUGGGCGACCCGGACCUUGCUCCCUUCUUCCACGGCGUUGACAUGGUCACGCUUAUAGCCAAACAGAACCGUUUCUUGGCCUACGCUUUUGGCGCGACGAGUCACUACCACGGCAAGGACAUCGUCAUGGGCCACGCGCACCUCAUCAUCAACCGGGGCCUUAAUUUGUCGCACUUCGAUAAAGUUGCGGGUCAUUUUGUAGACUCCCUGAAGGAGAUGGGGGUGACGCAGGAGCUCAUUGAUGAUGCGGCGGGGGUGCUCAUUGGAGUUAGACCCCUGUUUGACCCGGAGCGCUAUAAAGGCAAAAUCGAUGUGGAGAAGAUUGAGAAGGCGGCUGUUGUGCCCCAAACCAAGGACACGGAGGGGGUGAAGGAGACACCGGCAUGUUGCACGGUCAUGUAG